GCUCGCAUUGCCAUAAUCCAUCAACCCAAAUCAAAAUCAAACCGAUAAGAGAUUUUUGUUAGAGAGAGAAAAAUAAUGGCAGGAGUUGGACCAAUCUCACAGGACUGGGAACCAGUAGUCAUCCGCAAAAAGGCUCCCACCGCCGCCGCUAAGAAGGACGAGAAGGUCGUCAACGCUGCUCGUCGCGCUGGUGCCGAGAUCGAAACUCUAAAAAAAUCUAAUGCUGGUACUAAUAAAGCAGCCUCUAGCAGCACUUCUUUAAACACAAGGAAGCUUGAUGAAGAAACAGAGAACCUAACUCAUGACCGAGUACCGACUGAAUUGAAGAAAGCCAUAAUGCAGGCUCGGAUGGAAAAGAAAUUUACCCAGGCUCAGCUUGCUCAGAUGAUCAAUGAAAAGCCCCAGAUAAUCCAAGAGUAUGAAUCUGGAAAAGCAAUUCCCAAUCAACAGAUAAUAGGCAAACUGGAGAGGGCCCUUGGUGUGAAGCUGCGAGGAAAGAAAUGAAGUGUGGCCCUGGAAACACAAGCAAGAGUUAUAAAGUUGUUCAAGUGUUUGUUAGAGUCUUAAGAUGGGUGGUGUACAUGAACUUUCUACCAUUAUUAAGGGCUCACAUGUAAGAAACAGUAAGUUUGACAUGUGUGAAGACUUGCGAUGUUGGAAUUUGAAUGGAUCUUUUUUCUUGCAUGCA
This is a messenger RNA of Ricinus communis (castor bean), 688 nucleotides long. Its product is annotated as multiprotein-bridging factor 1b. The transcript is spliced from 4 exons. Lineage: Eukaryota; Viridiplantae; Streptophyta; Magnoliopsida; Malpighiales; Euphorbiaceae. Bases 76 to 504 code for a protein of 142 amino acids. Gene Ontology annotation, molecular function: DNA binding. Gene Ontology annotation, cellular component: nucleus. The record is from RefSeq and is a predicted model, not a curated record.